Messenger RNA from Rhea pennata, 5734 nucleotides. RefSeq names its product collagen alpha-1(I) chain-like. Gene Ontology annotation, biological process: extracellular matrix organization. The transcript has 68 exons. Bases 1 to 5478 code for a protein of 1825 amino acids. The record is from RefSeq and is a predicted model, not a curated record. Lineage: Eukaryota; Metazoa; Chordata; Aves; Rheiformes; Rheidae. Gene Ontology annotation, molecular function: extracellular matrix structural constituent conferring tensile strength.
AUGCGCUGCGCGGCGCUGGCGCUGGCGCUGCUCUGCGCGCUGCCCCUGUGCCUGGCGGCGCUGGAGCCCCCCGAGCCGGGCUCCGGGCUGCUCGCAGAUGAAGUGAACUUGCUGGACAAAAUGACUUUGCUUGCGCAGGACCUCAGCAAUGUUUCCUUUGGCUACAAUCAAGCCAACUGCAGCAUCUUGGAGAUUGGGCAGUACUCUACCCUCAACAUCCCUACAAGGGAGGCCUUUGGGGACAGGUUUGCAGACGAGCUGAGUGUGCUGAUGAAGCUCAGGUACUCACUGAAGGAGGACACCAGCCUAGUGACUAUCCUUAGCCAUCGGAGUCACGUGCUCUUCCAGAUAAGGAUAAACCCACAUGCCUUGAGCUUUGUCACCACGAGGAGGAGACACUAUGAGUUCCCAGUUUCCCUUCUUGGUGAUGGGGCCUGGCACCAAAUUGCUCUCAGCAUUUCCUUGGAGAGGCUGGAGUUGCAUGUAGACUGUCGGCUGGUGGAGAGAGUGAGCUGGUCCAAUUACUUUGGGAUGGGAAUCACCACUGAGGGGCUGAUCAUCAUUGGAGGCCUGAUCGAAUCCUUUGAGAUUCCUUUUGAGGGUGCUCUACAGCAACUGAUCUUUGUGAUGGGAGACCCAGCAGCCGCCAGCGAACACUGCCGCAGCUACAACGCAACCUGCACCGGCUCCCGCAGUCUGGAGAGCUUCUUCAACCCUUCGGGCUCCCCAUGGGAGCGUUCACCAGCUUGGCCAGAGGAUUCCAGAUUCAUGGAUUCUGAUUUGACCGUGGGGCCACACUGGACAUGGGAGGAUUCGCAGGAGACCCUUGACCUCCAGCCUGAUGGAAGUGCCUUGACUUCAGUCAUGGCUACUGACGUGCCAUCUGCUGAGGAGGAGGAGGGAAGCCUUUCUAUUGAGGAGGAAGGCUUUGAGCUGUUGAACUCCACCUAUAAUAAAAUCACUGGCCCUGGCAGGCCAGGGCUCCGCAGGAGUGACCAACCAGUGUCUGGCAAUUCCAGAGCCUUGGCCAAAGUAAAUAGACCAGCUGCCAAGAAGGAGCGUGCCUCAGAUCCGCAGGAGGAGAACGUCACCACGGAAAAGCUGAAGGGUGAUGCAGGCUCCCGCAUGUGGCUCUCUCCCAGCAAACCCAUUGAUGCCAUUGUUGAUCUGGACACCCCUUCUUCCUUCUCCAAAGUCUCUCCAUCAGUCAGUCGGACAGCCACCUCUGACAGAAACAUACCUAAGGUCUUUCCUGAGUCCCCAGGCAAGGGGGAGGUCAGAAGUAUCCUGGAGCAUCCUUCAGAAGCUCCAGUUAGGCCUGAGACUGCCACAACCCUGCCACAGGCAGGACUCGGCGAAGGUGUUGCACACCACAGUGUGGCUGGGAGCAAAGCCAAGGGCCUUGCAGACCACCAAGAGCGAGGGGUCCUGCCAGUGGUGGAUGGACAGCAGGUUCGCUUGAAGCCAGGACCACCAGGGCUGCCAGGACCACCAGGUCUGCCUGGUUGUCCAGGGAGACGUGGACCAAUGGGGCCCAAAGGAGACAAAGGGUACCCUGGAGCCAUGGGACAGACAGGCCCCCCAGGUGACCCAGGCCCUCCAGGCAUCCCCGGUGUCCCAACCGUCGUUCUCUGGAGGAACUCCAAGGAAGACUGGCUAACGUUCAUGCAAACAUCCUUUUACCAGCUUCUGUAUGCAGGCUGGCCGAGACAGCCCGGACCUGCUGGGCCACCAGGACAUCCGGGGAAGCCAGGAGUACCUGGGCCUUCCGGAUAUCCAGGGGAGCCAGGUGAAAAAGGGCAGCUGGGGUACAUGGGAGAACCUGGACUUCAGGGCCUGCCAGGACGUGUGGGUUAUCCCGGAGCAGAUGGGUUUCCCGGGCUGGACGGCAAGCCUGGGCCGUCGGGGCUCCCGGGAAAGCAGGGCCUGCAGGGAUUUAAAGGUGACCAAGGGCCAGCUGGAGAGAAGGGUGAAGAGGGGUUCUUGGGUGACCCUGGACCAGCUGGGGAGAAAGGAGAGAAGGGAGCAAAGGGAAUGAAAGGAGAAAAUGGUCCUCCAGGUCCUGCUGGGGUUCACGGAACGUCAGGUCUGAAGGGUGCCACUGGCUUCCAGGGCCCCAUGGGCCCCGAGGGGGAAGGUGGCUCAGUGGGUCCCCCAGGCCCUGCUGGCCCCGUGGGAGAGCCAGGCCAGCCGGGAUCGGUGGGGUGCCAAGGAGUCAACGGCUCGCAGGGAGAAAUGGGCCCUACUGGCUUGCCAGGACCCCGAGGCCCCAAGGGACCACAGGGCUUGCAGGGGAGACGUGGACCCCCUGGCCUGAGGGGCACACAGGGUGCAACUGGGAUAGAAGGAUCCUCUGGUCCAAAAGGAGGCAUUGGAGCAGAUGGUGCCCCCGGGCUGCGAGGCCAGCCGGGACAGGAAGGUCCUGGGGGAUUCAUUGGCCUGCCAGGUUCGAAGGGCAUCCAGGGAGAGCGGGGUUGUGAAGGUCCAAGUGGAGCUAAAGGAGACCUGGGAACCAAAGGAGACAAGGGUACACAUGGCCCCCAAGGAGCAAAAGGGCUUCCAGGAAUCCGUGGUCAAAUUGGUUUGCCAGGCUUUCCGGGCCCCCGAGGAGCGGCUGGGCCCCAGGGACCAGAGGGGGAAGAAGGCCAGAUUGGCCCAGCAGGUCUCAACAGCAGUGAAGGACCCAAGGGAAGCCGAGGACCUGAUGGCCUCCAGGGAACCCCAGGACCGCGAGGAACCAGGGGCCGCACGGGGCAGCGUGGGCUGGUUGGAGCCCCUGGCCUGCCAGGCUUGCGAGGCGCUCCAGGAGCAGAAGGUCCUGAAGGAAAGCCUGGUACACAGGGUCUCCCAGGGGCCGUGGGCAGCCCAGGCAGAAGGGGACCACCUGGUUUUGCUGGCUCACAGGGGGAGAGAGGCCACAGAGGACUCCCUGGACCAAUAGGCCCUCUGGGAAGACCAGGAGCUGAUGGAGACCCAGGCUCUCUAGGUGCAAAGGGACUACCUGGAAAGCCUGGCUUGGAAGGACCACAAGGACCUGUCGGCAUGUAUGGCUACCCGGGACCUGUUGGUGACAGAGGGAAGCCAGGACCCAGGGGAGAAAAGGGAGAAACUGGAUCCCAAGGCCUGCCGGGAUUCCCAGGAAAAGCUGGUCCUAAGGCCCUGCCAGGCCCCCGUGGCCCAAGAGGACCUCCCGGUUCCCAGGGAAGACCAGGAGACCCAGGUCCUCGAGGGCUUCCAGGGCUGCCUGGAGUUCCUGGCAUGCAAGGGCUGGACGGCAUCACUGGGAAGCCUGGUUUGACAGGAGAAACAGGGAUUCCUGGAGGGAGUGGAGCUGCUGGCCUGCCUGGGUACCCGGGCCGAGAAGGUCCAGGUGGACCUGAAGGGCCUUUGGGGAAGAAAGGAGAGAAGGGUGAUGUGGGUGAUCCGGGGGAAGCUGGCAUCAGCGGGCUGGAUGGAGAGCAGGGACCACCAGGACUGCUGGGAGUGGAGGGUCAGCCAGGACCCAAGGGCGAGCAGGGAGAGGCAGGAAUCCUGGGAGCUCCAGGCAUCAAAGGUGGCCCUGGGGAGCAAGGGGACGAUGGGCCAAAGGGGCCACCUGGGAGACCUGGGGAGCAAGGAAAGGAGGGUGAUGUUGGCGAUACUGGAGACCCGGGUGAGCCAGGACUCCAGGGACAAAAGGGAGACCUUGGCCCUAGGGGCCUUCCUGGAGUGCCUGGACCAGGAGCUGUUAUCGGGGACAUUGGAGGAAAAGGACAUAAAGGAGAGAAGGGCCAAGAAGGUUUUCUGGGCCAGGUUGGUGUUACUGGAGGUGCAGGACCUGCUGGAGUCAGAGGACAGUCUGGUGGAAGGGGUCUCCGAGGUCCUCCUGGGCUUGACGGUCCCGAGGGAGCAAAGGGAGAUCCAGGGCCACGGGGCAUGGAUGGACCAGCUGGUGUUGCCGGAUUAGAGGGACUCGCAGGAGGUGAUGGAGUAAAGGGAGAUCGAGGCAAACCUGGUCCUGCGGGCUCAGCGGGCUCCCAGGGAAGAAAGGGCAUCCCUGGAUUCAAGGGCUACUUGGGGCCUGAAGGAACCAAAGGAGCUGUGGGAGUGAAAGGAGAGCUGGGCCGGCAGGGUCCUCUUGGGUCACCAGGCGAGGCUGGAGCACCGGGCUUGAGCGGCACCGAGGGCCUGAUGGGUGCAAAAGGGAGUCGAGGCAAACCAGGAAAACCGGGGCAAAAGGGGUCUCAAGGACGAGCUGGUCCUGAAGGGCAGAAAGGUCGCAAAGGAGAAAAGGGUGAAGUCGGGCGUGAAGGGGAAGAGGGGGUCCCCGGCGAACCUGGCAGAAGGGGCAAGCGAGGCAAGGCUGGCCACAGGCCACCAAGAGGCCCCCGGGGACCCAAGGGCUUCCCAGGUGAAGAUGGGCUGCAAGGGCCCCAGGGCCCUCAAGGACCUUAUGGCAUUCCUGGGCUGAAAGGCAUGAAAGGAGAUCCCGGCCCAAAAGGACAGAAGGGUGAAAAAGGCAGCAUGGGAGACCUCGGCCAGCAAGGCGAUGAUGGCUUCAAGGGCAAGCAAGGACCCCCUGGCGUCCCCGGGAGGCCGGGACCCAAGGGAGAGCAGGGCGAUGACGGUCCCCCCGGUCCGUGGGGGUUCCCUGGGUUCCCUGGGAAGCCGGGCUCGUCGGGGCACAAAGGUCCGAAAGGCUUCGCGGGUCUGCCGGGACCCAGGGGCAAGCGGGGCCUGCCGGGUCUCGCUGGCCCUCCUGGCCCGAGCGGGCCAGCGCUGAACCUGUCCGCGGAGGAGCUGCAGCACCUGAUUUAUCCCUCCAACCGCCUGAACUACACCAUGGUGUGGGCUCUUCUGGACACCCUGAAGCAUGAACUGAAGGCGCUGGUGGAGCACCCCGACGGCACCAAAGCGAACCCGGCGGCCACCUGCAAGGAGCUGCUGCUGGCCCACCCUCACCUGCCCGACGGUCCCUACUACAUCGACCCCAACCAGGGCAGCCCCCAGGACGCCCUGCUGGCUUUCUGCAACUUCACGGCGGGGGGCGAGACCUGCAUCGCCCCCAUCCACAACCAGGUGCCCAUCCAGGCCUGGCUGCGCACCUACGCCGCCGCAGGCACCUUCGAGUGGUUCAGCGCCCUGCCCGGGGGCUUCCUGCUGGAGUACGAGGGGGCCAGCCCGGUGCAGCUCCGCUUCCUCAAGCUGCGCAGCAGCCUGGCCACCCAGAAGGUCUCCUACUCCUGCAGGCCAGCCUCCGAGCAGGGCCAGCCGCAGCGGGAGAAGGCCAUCCAGUUCCUCACGGACACCCGGGAGCGGAGCUACGCAGCCACCCUGCAGGGCUGCGUGCUCGAUAACGAAUCGUCCAUCACCGACACCAUCUUCCAGUUCACCACCGAGGAGCUCGCCCUGCUGCCCCUGCGCGACCUGGCCGUGUUUCACGACGGCGACGCCUCACACCAGUUUGGGUUCACAGUCGGACCGGUUUGCUUCAGCUGAAACCGAUGACGCCCAAGAUGAAGCGGCCCUCUCGCUCCCCAACCCACCUGCUUUCCGGCCGGGGGUGGCCGCGGAGGGCGACGGAGCGGGGUGCUCCCAGCCCGCUCUUCGGCGCUGCCCUUCCUAGCUGUGCGACGCGUCUCUGUAGCUGCAUUACUCCACGGACUACGCUUCCUUUUGAAGUAGAAGAAUGCUGUUUACGAAAGUUGUUUUUUUCUAUAAAUUAUGUAUAUAUAUAUGUAUAUGUAUAUGAAAA